AUGGCGGACGCUUUCAAGGCCCGCUCGCUGAAACGAAAGAACGUCAAGGGGCUUGCUCUCAAUGCAGCAGCUUCAAAGCCAGGCCUGAAGCCCUCAGAUGGCGAUGCUCAGAUUCCCGGGGCUAUUGGAAACGUGGACUCCAACAGGACAGACACCCUCGAGAUUGGCCUGGAAUUCAAACUCGACCUGCGCAGUGAAGACCUGAUAGUGCUCAAGGAGCUCGGUGCUGGCAAUGGAGGGACCGUCAGCAAGGUCAUGCACGCCUCGACAAAGGUCGUCAUGGCCAGAAAGAUCAUCAGAGUCGAUGCAAAGGAGGAAGUACGGAAGCAGAUCCUCAGAGAGCUCCAGGUCGGCCACGACUGCAAUUCGGCCCAGAUCGUCACAUUCUACGGAGCAUUCCAGAACGAAGCCAGAGAUAUUGUACUCUGCAUGGAAUACAUGGACUGCGGAUCUCUAGACCACAUCUCGAAAAACUUUGGCCCCGUCAGAGUCGAUGUACUGGGAAAAAUCACCGAGUCCAUCUUCGCCGGUCUCGUCUACCUCUAUGAAGCCCACCGGAUCAUGCACAGAGACAUCAAGCCGUCAAACGUCCUAGUAAACUCAAGAGGCAGCAUCAAGCUGUGUGACUUUGGCGUUGCUACCGAGACAGUCAAUUCCAUAGCUGAUACAUUUGUCGGCACCUCCACUUACAUGGCUCCAGAACGUAUCCAGGGAGGCGCAUACUCUGUACGGUCCGACGUCUGGAGUGCUGGCUUGACCGUCAUGGAACUGGCUGUGGGAAGAUUCCCCUUCGACACCUCGGAUACCUCUGCCGGAGACAGGGCGAGUGCGGGACCCAUGGGCAUCCUCGACCUGCUCCAGCAGAUCGUGCACGAACCAGCUCCCAAACUACCCAAGAGUGAUGCCUUUCCCAAGAUAUUGGACGAAUUUGUUGCAAAGUGUCUGCUGAAGAAGCCCGAAGAACGACCAACUCCACGACAGCUAUACGACCACGAUGCAUUCAUUCUAGCGGCUAAGAGAACCCCUGUCAAUCUUCGGGAAUGGGCGAUCAGCAUGAUGGAGCAGCACAACAGAAAAUCAUACCUUGCUCCCCCGGCCCCCAAGGCCAUCACCCGCGAUGGCGGAUCAGGCGAAUCUCCGUCCUCCUCCGGCCCUCAUACCCCAGACGAGACCCCUCGCCAGGCUACCUCCGGAGAAAUCCCGCUCAACAUCGCAGGAGACAUCACGCCCCGAUCGCGGCCCCAAGCCACCUACGGCAUAGAUAACUCUCCAUCAAUGGGCUUCGAGAAGCUAUCACUCAACACCAACCAGGGCCAGACCUACUCUAGCGGCUCGGUUCCUCGCUCCUCCCGCUCUCCGUAUCCUCACUCCGCUACAUCCACGUCUCAAGGCCCCUUUGCUGCGCCCCGUCCCGCACCUUCACCAGUGUAUCAUACUACCAGGAACGGCUCGCAGUCCGCUGGUCUUCCGCACCUAGCUGGUCCUCCGCCAAAGGGCCCCUUACCCAUACCCCCUACCUCUGACUCCUGGAGAAGCCAGUCACAGAACCGGAUAUGA
This is a messenger RNA of Trichophyton rubrum CBS 118892, 1557 nucleotides long. Its product is annotated as STE/STE7/MEK1 protein kinase. Gene Ontology annotation, molecular function: ATP binding; protein kinase activity. Bases 1 to 1557 code for a protein of 518 amino acids. Gene Ontology annotation, biological process: protein phosphorylation. The record is from RefSeq and is a predicted model, not a curated record. The transcript has 4 exons. NCBI's taxonomy places the organism in Eukaryota, Fungi, Ascomycota, Eurotiomycetes, Onygenales, Arthrodermataceae.